AUGGCUCCAACUCUCACAGUCAAUGGCCAGCCCGUCGAGGCAUACAGCGACACCAAGCCGACGACCAUCCAAUACGAAGCUACUUCCGAAUUACCUGCAAUUCACCAGCGAGCCCUUCCUCCCCGACCAUUAGGCGAUCAUAUUCCUCCUCGUGGUAUCCGAGAGCCUGUCAAUGUUCCUCGAGACCGUGGUCUUUCAGCAGACCCCAAUCUCCCGCACCUUCUCGCCAAUGCCGAACGUAUUGACCUGACGCCAUCUUUGGGAACACUGAUUAGCGGUAUUCAGCUCUCAGCAUUGACAUAUGAGCAGAAAGAUGAGUUGGCGCUGUUGGUCGCUCAUCGAGGCGUUGUUUUCUUCCGGGGUCAAGACAUUACGGCUGGGCAACAGCGUGACUUAUUUGACUACUAUGGAACCCCCGAGUUACUUCCGGACCCCGAAGACGAAAAGGCAGCAGGAAAGCCAAUUGUCCAUGGCAUUCAAGAACAGGAGGAGGACUACCGAGGGGUUUACGUUCAUUUCAAAUGGCCAUUUGCCGACUUCCACGCGGACAGCAGUUUCCAGGCCAACCCACCUUCGUUCUCACUCUUGAGGAUCGAUGAACUGCCUCCCACCGGUGGCGACACUGCAUGGAUCUCAGGAUACGGCACCUACGAAACACUCUCCGAGCCACUUCAACGUUUCGCAGACGGAUUGAAAGCAUGGCAUAGUUCUGAGCACGUCUACGACUCCGUCCUCAACCACUGGGGCAAAUCGCCUCAAGAACGACCCGUCGAGACCCUCCACCCAGUCGUGACCACCCACCCGGUGACCGGAUACAAGGUCCUGAACCUCAAUUCCGGAUUCGUCACUCGGAUUGAUGGCCUCAAGCGCUACGAAUCCGAUAAGAUCCUCGAGCUACUCUUCGCGCACAUCCACACGGCCCAAGACCAUACGGUCCGGUUCCGCUGGGAGAAGAACUCUGUGGCGUUGUGGGAUAAUCGUGCUACAACUCACCGAGCCACGCAUGAUUAUGCCCCUCUCCAUCGUCACGGGGUGCGGGUUACCAUCAAGGGCCAGGUUCCUCGUCAUGUUCCGGAGAGCGAGAGUCGGAAAAAGGCGGUUGUGAAGGCGCUGAAAGAGGGAAAGGUGUAUGCGGUACACGAUGAGAACACAAGAACGGGGAAUUAUGCUGAACGGGGGUUUCCAAAAGUAUAG
This is a messenger RNA of Aspergillus steynii IBT 23096, 1194 nucleotides long. RefSeq names its product TauD/TfdA dioxygenase family protein. Gene Ontology annotation, cellular component: cytoplasm. Bases 1 to 1194 code for a protein of 397 amino acids. Gene Ontology annotation, molecular function: 2-oxoglutarate-dependent dioxygenase activity. NCBI's taxonomy places the organism in Eukaryota, Fungi, Ascomycota, Eurotiomycetes, Eurotiales, Aspergillaceae. The record is from RefSeq and is a predicted model, not a curated record. The transcript has 6 exons.